UCCCUCCCUCAGCGACGAACAAACCCGCGCCUUUCCUUGGCAAUACCAAGCUGCCUGCUACGCGCGGCGGGGGAGCUGAUUUCCUGAGCUUAGCCGCUUUCUACAGCGCGGUGCCUCAACAUGGCAGCGGGCAGGAAGGGCGCCAACGACAUCCUGACUGUCUUCGUGUACGACCGGAGGCAGGAUGAGUCGGACGACAGCGAGAAAGUUCUUAACUGUCAUGAGGAAAGCUAUGAGCGUUUUCGCAACGCCGUGUGCCAGGCAUUUGGCAUUGCCUCAGAUGAAGCAUUUGUAAUCACAACAACUAGCAGACAACAAAUCACCAGUGAAAACUUUGGUGGAAUUGUUCAAGACAGAAUGACUUUCUACUUGCUACAGUCAGUUGAUCAAUCACUCCCUUCUGCAACAAAGGAGCGUAUUGAUUUCCUACCACAUUAUGAUACACUUGUGAAAAGUGGAAUGUAUGAAUAUUAUGCUACUGAAGGGCAAAAUCCUCUGCCAUUCGCACUUGCAGAAUUAAUUGAUAACUCUUUGUCAGCUACUUCUCAAAAUACUAGUAUUCGAAGCAUACAGUUAAAACUGUUAUUCGAUGAUGCCCAGGGAAAGCCAGCUAUUGCCGUUAUAGAUAAUGGAAGAGGUAUGACUUCUAAACAACUUAAUAAUUGGGCUGUAUAUCGGUUGUCAAAAUUCAUACGGCAUGGUGACAUUGAAAGUGAUCAUUCAGGAUAUGUACGCCCUGCAGCAGUACCUCGCAGUUUAAACAGCGAUAUAUCAUAUUUUGGAGUUGGUGGAAAACAAGCAGCGUUUUUUGUUGGGCAAUCAACCAGAAUGAUAAGCAAGCCUGCAGAUGCUCAAGAUGUUCAUGAACUUAUCCUUUCUAAAGAAGAUUUUGAAAAAAAAGAGAGAAAUAAAGAAGCUAUAUAUAGUGGAUACAUUAGAAACAGGAAGCCUUCUGACUCUUCCCAUAUUGAUAAUGACGAUGAACGAUUCCUGCACAAUCUUAUUUUGGAAGAAAAGAACAAAGAAAGUUUCACUGCAGUCGUUAUUACUGGAGUACAACCAGAUCAUGUGUUGUAUUUAAAAAACAACUUUUACCUUUGGACAAGGCAGCUGGCGCAUAUAUAUCAUUACUAUAUACAUGGGCCAAAAGGAAAUGAAAAUAACUCUCCAGUGAAGGAAUUAGGAACUUUCAACAGUAUUGAUAUUGAGAUUUCAAUAUUUGAAAAAGGAAAGACACCCAAGAUUGUGAAUCUUAAUGAAAUCAAAGAUGAUAUGCAGACCUUAUAUAUAAAUACAGCUGCUGAUAACUUUGAGUUUAAGGCUCAAGUCGAAGGAGAAGGUGUAGUGGAAGGCAUUAUUCGUUACCAUCCUUUCUUGUAUGAUAAAGAAACCUAUCCUGAAGAUCCUUGCUUUCCUUCAAGGUUAAAAGAAGACGAUGAUGAAGAUGAUGAUUUAAUAGAUAAGGGAGGCAGAGGAAAGAGACCUAUUUUUGAAUGUUUUUGGAAUGGAAGAUUAAUACCCUACACAACUGUGGAAGCUUUUGAGUGGUGUGCUUUUCCCAAGAAAAGAGGGAUUGUUCCAGUGGAAUGUUACAACAGAAUUUCUGGAGUAUUAUUUACAAAUGAUAAAUUUCAAGUCAGCACAAACAAGCUGACUUUCAUGGAUUUGGAGCUAAAGUUAAAAGAUAAGGAUACACUUUUUACCAGAGUCGUCAAUGGACAGGAACAGAGAAUGAAAAUUGACAAAGAAUUUGCAUUGUGGCUCAAAGACUGCCAUGAAAAAUAUGACAAACAGAUAAAAUUCACUCUUUUUAAAGGAAUAAUUACACGCACUGAUCAGCCCUCAAAAAGAAUGCAGAGUCCUUGGGCAACAUACUCAGCAAUAGAAUGGGAUGGAAAAAUAUAUAAAACUGGGCAGCUGAUAAAAACAAUUAAAACAGUUCCAAUAUUCCAUGGAAGUAUACUGAAUUUUUUUUUAUAUGGAGACCAUGAUGGAGAUGUGUAUGCUACUGGGGGAGAAGUUCAGAUAGCUUUGGAACCUCAGGCGUUGUAUGAUGAAAAAAAGAUUAUUGCAAUUUGCAAACUUGAUCGUUCAGUAUCGGACAAAGCAGUGAAGAAAUACAUUGAGGAGGAAAUGGCAAAGCUUCCUGAUAAGUUGUCGGUAACAUGGCCUGAAGGAGAUGAAUUGUUACCAAAUGAAACGAGACAUGCAGGAACUACCAUAGGUGCAUUAAGAAUUGAAAUCUUGAAUAAAAAGGGAGAAGCCAUACAAAAGCUUCCUGGUACAAGUCAUGGGGGAUCAAAGAAACUACUUGUGGAACUCAAGGUUAUUUUACAUUCCCUUGAUGGAGAUAAGGAAAUAAUUUCUCAUAUCAGUCAGCAUGGGGGUAAAUGGCCUUACUGGUUCAAAAAAAUGGAAACUAUUAAUAAACUUGGAAGCUACACUCUGAAACUGCAAGUUGUGUUGAAUGAAAGUAAUGCAGAUACUUACGCCGGAAGAUCUCUUCCAUCUAAAAUAUUUAAAUUCAAUAUAAUAGCGGGAAAGCCUCAGAAGUUUUCAAUAGGUCUUUUGGAUCCUCCAUUUCGUGUUGGAAUUCCAUUCAUUAUUCCAUUAAGCGUGCAAGAUGAAUUUGGUCAUGAUGCUUAUCUGACCGAUGAUAUUGUACCACAACUUGAGGCUAGUGGUUUAACGUUAAAGUAUGAAGAAGUAGAUAGAGGAACAAACUACGUUAUAAAAGGUGUUGUUGCUAAAGGACUUGUGAACAGCUACCAGGGAAAGAAUUUUGCACUGAAAAUUAUUCUUCCUGGAUUGAAGGAAGAAUCGCAGGUUUUGAAAAUUAAACUUCUCCCAGGCCCUCCUCAACGGCUAAAUGUCAAACCAGAUUCCAACAUCUUGAAAGUUGAAAAUGGGACAGCCUUCCCUUUUCAGAUUGAAGUGCUGGAUGAAGUAGGAAACAUAACAACACAACCAAAACUAAUUGUUCAUUGCAAGUUUUCAGGUGCUCCAGACCUUCCUGUAUAUGCUGUGGAUUGUAGCAAUGCUGGGUUGAAUAUCUUAACAGGACCAAAUUUGCGUGUACAAAAUAUAAAGAAAGAUCAGACACUUAAAGCAAAGAUUGAAAUACCUAGUUGCAAAGAUGUGCCACCAGUGGAAAAGACUAUUAAAUUGCUUCCCAGCAAUCGUGUUGCAAAACUACAGGUUUUUAGUAUGGAAGGGGAAAAAGCUACUCAGAUCAAGCACCAGGACGAAAUUAGCUGGAUUGCAGGUGACGUGAUGCAGAAUCUUAUCUUCCAAAUGUAUGAUGAGAUUGAAAGAGAGAUCAUAAUAACACCAGCUUUGGCAGAAAAAAUUAAGGUAAAUUGGACUCCGAAGAUUAGUCGAGAACAACUGAUUAAAGGAUUGUUGCCUGAUGUAAAAGUACCAACAUCUGUAAACGAUGCGCGCUAUUGUCAAGUUACAUUUCUUGAUGACCAUGUAUCUCUGGAAAGUGCAUUUAUAGUCAGGCCACUUCCUGAUGAGGCAAAGCACAUUAAAUGUAAACUGAAAGGAUCAAAUGUAUUACAAAUGGGUGAAAAACUGCAAGCUGAAAUUGAGGUAAUGAUUACAGAUCAGCAUGGAAACCAGAUUCAAAACCUGGCAUCAUCUUCUGUGAAUUCUUUGGGAAUUUCUGGGAAUGGUCUGGAUAAGACAGAUCUGAAAAUUAUUUGGCAGGCAGAUUCACAAAUAUUCUGUGUUAAAGGCAUCAAGUUUAAACCAGGUCAUCCUGGAAUCAGAGAACUGUGUUUUGCUUGGCAUGAAUUUUCUCACUUCUUGAGAUUAGACAUGAUUGCAGGACCUCCAGCAAAAAUUAUUCUUAUGGAUUGGACAGACUUAGAGGAAUCUGUGUCGGUGAUUAAUGGCAAAGAGCUGCCAAAAUCUCUUACAGUCCAGCUCUGUGAUCAGUGGGAUAAUCUAUCUCCUGAACCAAAUGUCAAAAUCAGCCUUGUAAAGUCAAGCAUCAUGAAGAUCACUCCUUCAAAUCAGCUGUAUAAAACAGAUGAAAAUGGCAGAGCAAAUUUGGGAGUUCUUAUCAUUCAUGCUCCUAGAGGAGAGCAUAUACUGCAACUUAAAGCAACAUACAACAAGACUAUGUUAGAUUGUCCAGUAAUCAAGUUAAAUGUUCUUCCUGACCCAGAUAAACCUGUAUUCUUGAAUGUCAAGUAUGACAAGAAAGCUGCCUUUGCAGCUGGAAGUACCUUUCCGGAUUUCAUGAUCAGUGUUAUUUCUGAAGAUGGUAACGUUAUUAAAAAUAUAAAUCCUGGAAGAAUUUCUAUGAAAAUAUGGGAAGGGGACAGUAGUGAUACCCGAUUAUCAAAUGUUACAACAUUUGGCUGUACCAAAACUAAGGAUGACAAAGAUGAGGGCUUUUUUUACUUCAGGGACAAAAUGGUUCCAGAGCAAGUGGGCACAGUCAGCAUCCAGUUUGCUUUUGCCAUUGACAAAGUGAACAUACUUAGCAGCGAACAGAUUAUAGUUGAAGUAGUGCCUAAUGAACCAGCACAGUUGAUGCCAGCAUCUUUGCCACAUACUCCUGUAGUCUCUAAUGCCGACUCUGUUGCCAGCCGGACCCUUGUGAAGGACUUGAGCCUCAUUAUAGUGGAUAAAUACAAAAACUAUACCGGGAAUGACUUAGAUGGAAAAAUCAUCGUUAAAAUUAAAAGUUCCUCUGAGAAAGAUGCAGACAUUCCACUGUUUCAGGGUAAAACUAGUACAGUUGAGUUUCCAUUUCACAAAGGAACUGUUGAAAUUGAGGAUCUUGUGCUGGCAGAAAAUAGUCCAGGAAGAGAUAGUACUGAAUAUAUUCUUGUGUUUGAGCCAAUCAUACCAACUUUGAAAGGAUAUCUGAAACCUUACUGCCUUCCAUUUAUGUUUUACAAUGAUUUUAAGAUGCAACAGCAGAUGGCGAUGCUUACAAAACAGAGGGACAAUCUAGCUCAGUCAAUAGACAUCUACAGGAAUUGGUUUGAUACUGCUAAUCGGCUUCUGUCCGAAAUAAAAUGUCAGGCUCAGGAAGCUGAAACAAAAGAAGCCCAUCUGAAGGCUGAACUGAAAAAAGAGCAGAUUGAGCUACCUCAGAUAGAUGUUGUACAAUAUGUUGACUCUCUCCUGAAACAGAAAAUUUCUGAACAGGAAGAAAUAAAAAAACAACCUAGAAGAACAUGUGCAAUUGCCAACUAUCCAAAAGGCAGCCAAGAUGUUUUAGGCAAGAUUGCACACUUAGCACAGAUUGAAGAGAAUGAAGCAGCAAAGGUUAUCUCAUGGCAUUUGGCAAGUGACAUGGACUGUGUAGUCACUCUGACAACUGCUGCUGCUCGACGUAUCUUUGAUGAAACUCAGGGCCGGCAGCAAGUGUUGCCUCUGGAUUCUAUUUACAAGAAGAAUCUUCCAGACUGGAACAGGUCCUUACCACAUUUACGAAAUGGAAGGAACUGUUUCUAUCCUCUUGGAAACCCAGUGUUUGCUAGAGAUUUGCUAACAUUUCCAGAACACCAAGAAAGCUGCCAGACAGUGUUUGGAUUGAUCUUAGGAGACACCAUUAUUAUUGACAGUUUGGAUGCUGCCAAUCAUUAUAGAAAAGAGGUUGUUAAAAUUGCCUAUUGCCCAACUUUGCUGACAAGAGAAGGAGACAGAAUUCGCGGCAAUGGAAAAUUUGGAGGCCUUCAGAAUAAAGCUCCUCCCAUGGAUAAACUUAGAGGAAUGGUAUUUGGAGCACCUCUGCCAGAACAUUACUACAAUCUCUCCAAACAGAUAGAACUUCUUCAGCAGUACCAUGCAGCAGUUGUCAGACUUAAUAAAGUAACUGCAGAAUCUGAAAUGCAAGAGCAGUCAUUAAACACUCCAGAAGUGCAAAAAAAGAAAAAAGAAUUUGCUGAGAAAGAGAGGGAUCUCAAGUUAAUAGAGGAGAAAAUAGGUAUGACCCCAACGGGUCGAUGCAGCAAAUCACGACUUCAAUCAGAAGUGCUUGACAAGAAUGACGGUCCCAGUCCUCCAAAAAGAACACGGAGAGAAAUAGCAAAAAAUUUACACAGUUCGGAAGAAUGGGUCUCGUCUCCUCUCACAAAGAGACAACAGCAGACCACAACUGAAGUUAAUGGAUCAUCUAGAAAAAAGAAAAUCUAACUGGUCAAAUUGGUUACAGAAGUAGCUCUAUAUUGAAAUGCAAACAAUACAAAACAAAUACAAACAUACAAAAAUUGUUGUUACUGUCAUUAAUACUUUUGUACUGAUUAAAGAAAAAAGCAUUUUGUUGUAGCAACAACCAUUUCAUUUAGCAUAAUUUGUAUAGUUUUUUAUUUUUGUUGUUUAGCAGUUAUUAGACUAUAAAAUGUGCAAAUAUAAAUGUUUUAUUUAUAAACAACUUCAAAUUUUGCAAUAAAUAUUGAAAUAUUAAAAA
Messenger RNA from Heteronotia binoei (common prickly gecko), 6433 nucleotides. RefSeq names its product structural maintenance of chromosomes flexible hinge domain containing 1 (gene SMCHD1). NCBI's taxonomy places the organism in Eukaryota, Metazoa, Chordata, Lepidosauria, Squamata, Gekkonidae. The transcript has 49 exons. Gene Ontology annotation, molecular function: protein binding; ATP binding. Bases 121 to 6159 code for a protein of 2012 amino acids. Gene Ontology annotation, biological process: double-strand break repair; chromosome organization. Gene Ontology annotation, cellular component: chromosome. The record is from RefSeq and is a predicted model, not a curated record.